This is a messenger RNA of Chaetomium strumarium, 2268 nucleotides long. RefSeq lists its product as uncharacterized. The record is from RefSeq and is a predicted model, not a curated record. The transcript is spliced from 2 exons. Gene Ontology annotation, cellular component: precatalytic spliceosome; U2-type catalytic step 2 spliceosome; Prp19 complex. Lineage: Eukaryota; Fungi; Ascomycota; Sordariomycetes; Sordariales; Chaetomiaceae. Gene Ontology annotation, biological process: spliceosomal complex assembly; mRNA splicing, via spliceosome. The coding region runs from base 126 to 2171 and encodes 681 amino acids. Gene Ontology annotation, molecular function: protein binding.
CUGGCACUUUCCAGACUUUCCAAGUGAUCCAGAGGCCUGGAUCCGAAAAACUCAAAAUACCCUCACGCAGUUUUCAGUAACAUUGCGCUCCAUAGCAGACGGCGUGCGCAGCAGACACCAACACCAUGGAUUCGCGCGGGCCACCGAGGGUCAAAAACAAGGCGCCGGCGCCGGUGCAGAUCUCGGCCGAGCAGCUGCUUCGCGAAGCUGUCGACCGACAGGAAACUGCCAUCCAGAAGCCGACGCAGCGGUUCGCCGACCUUGAGGAGCUGAAGGAGUACCAGGGUCGGAAGCGCCGCGAGUUUGAGGACUACAUUCGCCGCAAUCGCGUCCGCCUGGCAAAUUGGUUCCAAUAUGCCCAGUGGGAGCUCGAGCAGAAGGAGUUUGCCCGCGCUCGAUCGGUCUUCGAGCGCGCUCUCGAUGUGCAUCCCAACAAUACGCAACUCUGGGUCAGGUACAUCGAGGCCGAGAUCAAGAACCGGAAUAUCAACCAUGCUCGCAACCUCCUGGACCGCGCAGUCACCCGGCUGCCACGCGUCUCCAAGCUCUGGUACAAGUACCUAUGGGUCAUGGAGAUGCUCGGCGACAUCCCGGGCACCCGCCAAGUAUUUGACCGGUGGAUGAGGUGGCAACCCGACGAGGACGCGUGGAAUGCUUACAUCAAGCUGGAGAAACGCUACGGGGAGUACGAUAGGGCGAGACAGAUCUUCAGCGCCUUCACUCAGGUGCACCCCGAACCGAGGACCUGGUUAAAGUGGGCCAAAUUUGAGGAGGAGUAUGGCACCACCGACAUGGUCCGUGAGGUGUUCCAAACUGCCAUCCAAACCAUUGCCGAGACGCUGGGCGACGAUGAGGUGGACGAGAGGCUGUUCAUCGCCUUCGCGAGGUUCGAGGCCCGCCAUAAGGAGUACGAGAGGGCGCGUGCCAUCUACAAGUUCGGUCUCGACAACCUGCCACGUUCUAAAUCAAUGGCCCUGCAUGCACAGUACACGACGUUCGAAAAACAAUUCGGCGACAGGGAGGGUGUUGAAGACGUCGUAAUCACAAAACGGAGGAGGCUUUAUGAGGAACAAGUCAAAGAGAACCCCAAAAACUACGACGUCUGGUUCGAUUUCGCCCGGCUCGAAGAAAGUGGCGGCGACCCAGACCGUGUUCGGGAGGUCUAUGAGCGGGCCAUUGCCCAGGUCCCCCCAACCCAGGAGAAGCGCCACUGGAGGAGGUACAUCUUUCUUUUCCUCUUCUAUGCGAUAUGGGAAGAGCGGGUGACGAAAGACACGGAGCGUGCGCGGCAGAUCUACGACACUGCUUUGGGGCUCGUCCCUCACAAGAAGUUCACUUUCGCAAAGCUAUGGGUCGCGAAGGCGCAUUUCGAGAUCCGACAGGGGCAGCUGACCGCGGCACGAAAGGCUUUGGGCCGAGCGAUCGGCAUGUGCCCUAAAGACAAGCUGUUUAAGGAAUACAUCUCCCUAGAGCAGCGGCUCUACGAGUUCGAGAGGUGUCGGACUCUGUACGAGAAACACGCGCUGUACAACCCGGCAAACUGUCAGACCUGGAUCAAGUGGGCCGAGCUUGAGCGAGGUCUGGACGACCUUGACCGGACCCGGGCUAUCUUCGAGAUUGCUAUCGGGCAGCCAAUCUUGGACAUGCCCGAGGUGGUCUGGAAGGCCUACAUUGACUUUGAGGAGGAAGAGGGCGAAUACGACAGGACUCGCACGCUGUAUGAGCGCCUGCUCGAAAAGGCCGACCACCCCAAGGUCUGGAUCAGCUACGCACAGUUCGAGAUCAACGUCCCAGACGAGGGUGCGGAGGAGGAAGACGAGGAAGCUGAAGAGCGGCCAGUCAGCGAGGAGGCCAAAGCGCGGGCCCGCAAGGUCUUUGAGCGUGCGCAUAAGAGCAUGAAGGACCGCGACCUCAAGGCCGAGCGCGUGUCGCUGCUGACGGCCUGGCUGGAGUUCGAGAAGAUGCAUGGCUCGCAGGAGGACAUCGAGAAGAUCCAGAAACAGAUGCCGCGCAAGACCAAGAAGAAGAGAAAGCUGGACGACGAUACAUGGGAGGAGUACGUCGACUAUAUCUUCCCGGCCGACGACCAGCAGAACAAGAACCUGUCGAACCUGCUUGCUAUUGCAAGUGCUUGGAAGCAAACCGGAGGGAAGGCUAUCGGGGGCGAUUGAAGGAGGGUGUUUGAAGCACCAACUUGUCGACCCAGUGUAACUAGCGCAUUCUUUGCUCGUCUCGUGACGCUGGCGUCUUUCGGUAUUGUACAUCACC